Messenger RNA from Fusarium sp. VM40, 3063 nucleotides. The record is from the annotation of a GenBank genome assembly. Lineage: Eukaryota; Fungi; Ascomycota; Sordariomycetes; Hypocreales; Nectriaceae.
AUGUCGUUGAAACAUCUGCUCAACCCUGUCGACGAAGACAAAGACACCAAUGUCUCUCAAAUUCCUGAGGGCCACUUGGCCUCGAAUGAGCAGCAAUUCAAUUUUGCGGUAAACGCUCCAGGUAUGACGUUCAAUAUGGAUGAUCCAAUCAACAUGGACGUACCGAUGAAUAUCUGGGAUGAUUAUAAUGGAGAAAUGCCUCGAGUUAGCGACUACAUCGGGCCCAGCGCCAUGAAUCCUCUUGUCAACUUUCCGAUCAUACAACAAGGAAAUCUGUUUCAAAACGAGUUUACACAGGCUGAUCUUCUUCCUGUGGAUCCACAGUUCGAUAUAAUGAGUCUGGAUAUGAGCUACAACAUGAACGUUGGCUUCGACUUUAAUAGCAUGAUGCCUAUCGCAGAAGAGCAGUCAUUUCCGUCGGAAAUGCCAACUCCUCUCGAGAACUUUCAAUACCUGGAUAUACCUACAGAAAGCUCGCGAGAAGGAUCAUCCACAACACCUGGAGGGCCUGACUCGAGCCAAUCGUUACAAACACCUGUCACAGUGCCAGAGGAAGAGGAAGUGAUGGUGCACUACGGUAUGCUGCAUAACAUCGAAGUGAAACUAGUCCCGGACGACAUGACCGCCAUCGAUGAGAGAUUGAAGAUUGGCGAGUCGCAUUACCAACAUUUCACACCCACUGAAUAUCAAAAGCAAGUUAUGCUUUGCUUUCCAGACGAUGACAAAAAAUUUGGACAUUUAUGCUCAGCAACCGGACAAGCUCUUUUGCCACUUCUCACACGGCCCAGAGUGGACAUCGAGCCUCUAGCUUUGAAGGGAGACCUGAGAGCCGUUAUUCACCGUGCUAGCAAGUCAACCGACGCUAGAGUCAAGGUUGACAUCAACAUCUAUGGCACACGAACUGACUCAGGAGUCAUUGGUGACAUUCUGUCUCAAGGUAAGCUAUGGCUACAGAGUUCGAGUCACGGCAGAAGCGGGACAGAGUACGAGAAUCCACAUUUCUUGAGCAUUGCCAUUGAGGAUAGUGCAAUUGGAGUGCUAAACCCAGAAAUCACCGUCAACAACGAGCAGCCUAAGAAGAAGACGAGAGAAGAUCAACUUCGAAAGAUGGUGGAGGAUGUUUACAAGACCGUUGAGAAUAAUCGAGAACUCGAAAUGGUCGAAGGUGGCGACAGGGUGACUCGACAGCUUCUGAGACAUCAGAAAGAAGCACUGGGAUUUAUGCUCGAGCGAGAAUCCGGCCACAUCAACGACAAGUACAGACUGUGGCAAAAAGUCGAACAAGAUGGAAAGGUUCAGUACAGACACAAAAUUACAGAAAGACGAAAAGACAUCAGACCAGAGGAGAAGGGUGGCGGUAUCCUUGCUGAUGACAUGGGAAUGGGGAAGUCACUCUCCAUUUUGGCUUUGGUCAUGAAGACAUUGGACAACGGUGUAGAAUUAGCAGCGCAGAAGAAUGCAGAGCACAAGGGGAGAAGAGCACUCCAGUAUUCUCGGUCUACCCUCGUUGUUGUCUCAGCAGCUUUGUUGGUGGAUGAGUGGAUGAACGAGGUGAAGAAGCAUCUCAAGACAGGCCUCAAAGUGGUAAAAUACCAUGGCGACAAGAGACCAAAGAACCUUGACCAACUUCAGGAGAUUGAAGAUUCAGAUAUCGUCGUCACGACAUACCACACACUCACUGCGGAAUACCUGGUGGGCAAGGGGAAGUUGUCGCCUUUGUAUAAGCUGGGGUGGUAUCGAAUAGUCCUUGACGAAGCUCACAUCAUACGCCGACCAUCAACGAAAUUCUUCCAAGCAUGCGAGGAACUCCACGCCAAUUCCCGUUGGUGUCUCUCCGGCACACCCAUUCAGAACAAGCUCGCUGAUAUCGGAUCAUUGUUCCGCUUCAUCCGCGCCGAGCCAUUUGAUAAAGCAUCUGAGUUUCGAAAGUGGAUAGAAACCCCGUUCGACAACUCACCCGACGAUACCAAGGUCAUCAGAAACCGCCUUGUCAUGCUUCUCGAAGCUUUGUGUCUACGUCGCACUAGACAUGUUCUGAACUUACCCAAGACAAGGCAGUCAGUGCGAUAUCUCACUUUCACAACUAAAGAGCGCGAGCAAUAUAACCGAACACACGCAAUCAUUGUUCGGAAUAUGGAGCAUCGUAUGGGAGAAGUUGAAAAGAGAUCAAAGUUUGGCCAAUUUCAGCUGUGGCUCCAACUACGAAUAGUGUGUAACCACGGUACAUUCCAAAAGUUGUUUUCCUGGCAUCGGAGGAAUCUUCUAGAGGAACGAGAAGCCAUUAUCGGUUCGGCAAGAUAUGGCGAGAUUUCAUGCAUGGGCUGCGAACAGCCUUUGCCUGUCUUAGGGCAGAACUUUAACAAGAGCAUGUUCGAUGAUAACUGCUCGCAUAUACUGUGUGCGCAAUGCAUCAAGGAGUCGAACUUUGACGAUUUGAGAAUUACUGAAAGGCGAUGUCCUGUUUGUAUCAGAUGGUAUCGAGAGUCUUCGAGCAGUAAGGAUGAUCAUGACUCAGAAGACAACCCCAAGUCAGGCAAGCGCCGGAGGAAAACAGGACCGAAUGAUGACCAUGAGCAUUACUUCAAUGAUGAAGGACACUCUACCAAGAUCCGCGCACUGGUGGAGGAUGUUUCGAAGGAUCUCUGGACAACCAAGAGCAUCAUCUUCUCUUGUUGGACACGAACACUGCAUCUCAUAGCAAGACACUUGGAAAGGGCCAGAAUCCCAUAUCUUCAACUCGACGGUAACAGUCCUCUCCCUCAGCGGCAAGAGACUCUUUACAAGUUCGAGAACGGAGAGGAGACACCUGUUCUUAUCAUGACAACUGGAACAGGAGCAUUUGGAUUGAAUCUGACUUGCGCCAAUCGAAUUUUCAUCGCAGAAUUACAGUGGAAUCCCAGCGUGGAGAGUCAAGCUAUCUCUCGUGCGAUUCGUCUUGGACAAGAGAAUGAAGUUCGAGUCUGGAGAUACAUAGUCCGAGACACUGUUGAAGAAGAUAUUAAACAGCAGCAAGAGUAUAAGAAGCUAAUUGCAGCUCUGGGUUUCGAGGAAGAGGUUGACUAG